UUCUCUCCCCUCAUCUUAUGCUCCGUUCGUCGCUGUUAUACCCCAUUGACCACCCCAUCGAUGAUAUAAUUUCUCUCUCCCCUCUGUUCCCGGUGUUUUAUUCCGCUCUCUUCCCCAGCCAGUCCCCAGAACAACAAUCUUGGUUCAACCAACCCACUUUCCUUCCACCAGUCACCUAACUAAUCACACCAUCCCUCCAACAUCCCACUACAUCCUCCUACAUACAUACAGCCCAAAUCCCACCACCAAACACCAACCUCUAAUCAACUGACCUGUUACCUCCCACCGACACCACCCAUAAGACACCCCAAGCGAAACCCCAUCCCAAAGCACCGGACAAACACACCCCAAAAUGAACCGCAAACAACCCACCCAAAAGACCACCCUCCUCCUCUUAAGCGACACCCACACCCUCACCCCGCAACCCCCAACAUCCUCACCAGCCUCGUCCCCCUCCUCCCGAGACCAAGACUCCUCCCCGCCACCCCCGGCCUUCCUCGACCCCUUACCGGCCGCCGACAUCCUCAUCCACGCCGGCGACCUGACCAAAGUCUCGCGGCGCCACGAACACCUCACCACUCUGUCGUACCUGAAAUCCCACCCGGCGCGCCUGAAGCUCAUCAUCCCGGGCAACCACGACAUCACCUUCGACGCGCCCUACUACGAAACGCUGGGCCACCACCGCCACCGCAACCGGACGGACCACACGGCGCCGUCGGCGACGGCGUCCGCGGCGAACAUCAGCUCGGGGAAGGCGGAGCCCGGCCAGCUGGAGGAUCCCGAGGAGAUUCGCCGGUUGUACACCGGUCCGGAGGCGUGGGAUGCAGGGAUCCGGUUGUUGGGGGAGGGGGUGCAUGAGUUCGAGUUACCAGGACCACAAAAGAGACGGCUGAGGGUGUAUGCGUCGAGUUGGACGCCCGAGUUCUGUCAGUGGGCGUUUGGGUAUGAGCGCGGCGUGGAUCGGUUUAAUCCGCCUGCUGCUUCUUCGUCUGGGACCGUCGAGGGGAAGACGAAGGAGGAGGAGGAUGGUCAGGGGGAUGGGGUGGAAGAUGAACAGAACCCGGCCAUUGGAACGCGGACGGAGGAGCACCACCACCACCACCACCAUCACCACACAAACGGCCAUGCUCACCACCACAACCACAACCACAACCACAACCACCACCAAGACCCCCAACCCAACGAAACCACCGGCGAAACGCGCGAGCGCACCCGCACGCACGGCAGCACCGGCUCGCGUGGCGAGGGCGCGCGCGGCGCCAUUGCCGCCAACUCCGGCCGCGGCGGGUUCGUCGCCCCCGCGCCGAUCCCCGAUUCUCCCGAGGGCAUCGACAUCGUGAUCACCCACGGCCCGCCCUACGGGAUCCUGGACCAGGUCGUGCCCAACCAUGUCAGCGUCGGGUGCGAGCACCUGUACCGCGCGGUGAAGCGGGCCCGCCCCCGGCUGCACGUCUUCGGCCACAUCCACGAGGGGUACGGGGCCAUGCGCCGCGAGUGGAGCACGGGCAACGACUCGAUCAUCCAGUGCGACCAGCCGCGCACGCGCGAGGAGCACUGCGCCCGCGUCGACGUCAGCAAGACCAGCAUGAUGCCCUUGAACCCGGGCCAGGAGACCCUGUUCGUCAACGCCAGCGUCGUCAACGUGCAGUAUCAUCCCAUCAAUGCGCCGUGGUUGGUGGAGAUGGAGUUGCCGGUUGUCGAAGGGGAAUGAGGGUGAUCCAACCCCAAGCUCAGGAUGAAAGGGGUGGAGAUUAUUUCAAUUGGAGGGGAGAGACAGAAAGAGAGGAGGAGAGAAAUGACCUUAAUGUCUGUUGGCUGUCUUUGCUACUUGCUUUGCUGUUUGUUUGUGGCCUGCUUCUGUUUCUAUUGUUAUAUAUCCACCUUGCUUCCCCAUUCAAUAUUAUCAAGAGAAUGUACAAUUGUGUACUGGUAAUGGACUUCGGCAACAAUCUUGUAUACAACACCGAACUACCUAAUAAUACACCUAUCGGAACUCA
Aspergillus fijiensis CBS 313.89 is the source of this 1997-nucleotide messenger RNA. RefSeq lists its product as uncharacterized. The transcript has a single exon. Lineage: Eukaryota; Fungi; Ascomycota; Eurotiomycetes; Eurotiales; Aspergillaceae. Bases 353 to 1711 code for a protein of 452 amino acids. The record is from RefSeq and is a predicted model, not a curated record.